GUGAAAAGACCAGUCGCAGAAAAAGUCGCAGUGAUUUGACAGUUACUUUGUGGCAGUGGAAAAAUAUUUGUUAUUAUCUACAUUAAAUAACUCUUGCUCAGUAUAAUAUUUAUCUAAAUCCAUUAGUUGUUUAGAUUCAAUUCUUAGAAACAAUGGCAAGGAAAAAGAAAGGACAGAAACCUGAUCCACAAGCAGGGGGAGAUGCCUCGGCCAACCCUCCAGAGCCUUCAGGAAGUUCAACUUCUCAAGCCCCUCAGCAACCCCCCCAACAGGGUCCAGCUCCUCAGCAACAUCCUCCACAGGGUCGACCACAAGAGGCGCAUUCACAGCAGCAGCAAGGUCAAGGCGCUUGGCAAAAAGCAGGACAACAGCAACAAAAAGGUCCAGGUGCUUGGCAAAAAGGGGGACAACCACAAAAAACAUUUGAGCAGCAAAGGCCAGGGCCACAGCCUCACCAGCAGCAAGGUCAAGGCCCUCGGCAAAGUGGAGGUCAACCACAACAACCAUUCGAGCAACCAAGGACAUCACCAUCAGGACCACACCCUCAGCAAGGUCGAGGCGCUCGGCAAAGAGGGGGACAACCACAACAACAAGGUCAAGGUGCAUGGCAAACAGUGGGACAACCACAACAGACAUUUGAACAGCCAAGGACAUCACCUUCAGGGCCACAACCCCAGCAACAGCAAGGUCAAGGUCCUUGGCAAAGAGGGGGGCCACCACAACAGCAAGGUCAAGGCCCUCAGCAAAGAGGGGGGCCACCACAACAGCAAGGUCAAGGCCCUCAGCAAAGAGGGGGGCCACAACAACAGCAAGGCCAAGGCCCUCAGCAAAGAGGGGGGCCACAACAACAGCAAGGCCAAGGCCCUCAGCAAAGAGGGGGGCCACCACAACAACAAGGUCAAGGUGCAUGGCAAACAGGGGGACAACCACAGCAGACGUUUGAACAGCCAAGGACAUCACCUCCAGGGCCACACCCACAGCAAGAGCAAGGUGCUUGGCAAAGAAGGGGGCCACCACAACAGCAAGGCCAAGGCCCUCAGCAAAGAGGGGGGCCACCACAACAACAAGGUCAAGGUGCAUGGCAAACAGGGGGACAACCACAACAGACGUUUGAACAGCCAAGGACAUCACCUCCAGGGCCACACCCACAGCAAGAGCAAGGUGCUUGGCAAAGAAGGGGGCCACCACAACAGCAAGGUCAAGGCCCUCAGCAAAGAGGGGGACCACCACAACAGCAAGGUCAAGGCCCUCAGCAAAGGGGGGGACCACCACAACAGCAAGGUCAAGGCCCUUGGCAAAAAGGACAACAACAAGUUCAAGGUGCAUGGCAAACAGGGGGACAACCACCACAAGGGCAAGGUGCUUGGCAAAGAGCUGGACAACCACAACAGACGUUUGAGCAGCCAAGGACAACACCUCCAGGGCCACAGCAAGGUCAAGGCCCUCAGCAAAGAGGACAACAACAACAGCAGCAAGGUAGACAUCAACAACCACAUGGUCAGCAAAGGACUUCACAGCAAGACACCCGAUCACAUCAGCAACAAGGUGCAAUACCCAAAAGUCAGUCAGUGGUUCAGUAUGGCUCUGAUCCUAUUCCAGAAAUACAGAAGUUGUCUACAGUUGGUAGAGGGGGUACAAAAGGUAGAAGAAUCUUGGUGGAAACCAAUUAUCUCAGCAUGGAUUUUGGAAAGCUGCCAAAAGCUUACCAUUACGAUGUUCAAAUAACUCCAGAUACUCCCAAAAGAUGGCUAAGGGACGUCUUUGAACAGUUCAGAAGGAAACAUUUCCCCAAGAGCCAUCCUGCCUUUGAUGGCAAGAGGAACAUGUAUUCACCCUAUGAAUUAAUAAAAGGUAACGUGGCCUUGUCUGACAAGAUAGAACUGGAAAUCCCCAAUGAAGAUAAGAAGAAAUCGUAUGAAGUAAGUGUUCAGUUCGCUGCCGAAGUAGAUCUGAGUCCACUUCGCAACAUGGCCAUACAAACGUGUCAACAAGCUAUGCAAUGUGUUGAAAUCGUUUUACGCAGUGCCCCUUCUAUGAGAUGUAUCCAGGCGGGAAGGAGCUUUUACACGCCUCCUCCCCAGAUCAUUAGAUUAGGUGAAGGUAUGGAGAUGUACUUUGGAUUUUACCAAACUGUUGUCAGGGGGUGGAAGCCAUUCUUCAAUGUAGACGUCGCACACAAGGCAUUCCCUAGUCAAUUGAAUAUUAUUGAUUUGAUUGCUGAAAUUGGGAGCGAUUUCAGAACGACCAUUAGACCGGAGGAUUUGAAACGUGAUACGAUCAGUAGAGAUUUAGAGACCAAACUAUUGAAACAUCUGAGAACUCUUCGUAUAACUUACCAGAUACCAGGCAUGAAAAGAGAAUAUAGAGUAAACGGUUUGGGUGAUCCUCCUAGGUAUAGUAAGUUCAGUGUGGAUAACGUAACCAUGACAAUCGAGGAAUAUUUUCUCAAGAAGAAAGGCAUCAGAUUGAAUUAUCCGUUGAUGCCCUCCUUAUGGGUGGGCAGUCCUCAACGAGCUGACAAAAUACUUCUUCCAGCCGAAUUCUGUACGGUUGUGGCAAACCAAGCUGUCCCGCGUAAAAUGUCCGAAAACCAAACGUCAGCAAUGAUAAAACACGCCGCUACGCCCACUACCGAAAGAAAGAGGAAAAUAAUGGACGGCUUGAAGAACACCCGUCAUAACGAGGAUCCCUGCAUCAGGGAAUUCGGAUUCAGGAUAAACAACGAUUUUGAGAAGAUAGAAGCGCGCGUGCUCGAUCCGCCAGCUCUGGAAUAUAGCAAUGGGAUGAUUGCCAGGCCCAGUAGGGGCGUUUGGAGACAGGAUAACAACAAAUUUUACAUAGGUGGAGAAGAAUCCACAUGGAUAGUUAUUUCUGUGUGCGGUAACAUGGCGAAGGAAUGCGAUAAUUUGGCAAGAAUGAUAUCUGGCCAAGCUGCGAAAUGCGGUAUGAGAUUGGCCCCCAAGCCGGGGCCCUACGACGGUUUGCAAAGCAGGCAACCUUCGGCGAGGGAUGUCUUAAAUAUUUUGCAGAAAUACUCGCAAAACUAUAAUUUGAUUUUCGUUGUUAUCCCCGAUGGUGGUCCGGCAUAUUCGCAUGUGAAAAAAGCUGCGGAGAUAACUUUGAAUUGUCUGACGCAAUGCAUAAAGAGGAGGACAUUAAUGAAGAUGAAUCCAGCCACUGUGGGUAACAUACUGCUGAAGGUCAAUAGUAAAUUGAGCGGAACCAAUCAUUGUCUGAAUUCCAAACCGCCAAUAUUACUCGAACCUUGCAUGAUAAUGGGAGCUGACGUGACACAUCCAAGUCCGGAUUCUAAAGGUAUACCAAGUGUCGUUGCUGUCACCGCAUCGCAUGAUCCCAAAGCAAUGUACGGAUAUAACAUGUGCUGUCGUUUACAAUUGCCAACAUUGGAGAUAAUCGAGGAUUUGGAAGCAAUAACCAUAGAACACCUCAAAUACUUUUUCCAACGAAACAGGGGGCAAAAACCCUACAGGAUAAUAUUCUUCAGAGAUGGCGUUUCAGAGGGCCAAUUCGCUGAAGUCAGGCAAAAAGAACUGUCGGCCAUAAGAAGGGCCUGCAGCAAAAUCGAAGAUGGUUACGAACCGAAAAUUACAUUCAUAGUUGUACAAAAAAGGCAUCAUACCCGAUUUUUCCCAACUAACAGAAAUGACUCCGAAGAUAGGAAUUUGAAUGUACCAGCAGGAACGUGUGUGGAUACUGUUAUAACUAGUCUGAACCAACAAGAUUUUUACCUUGUUUCCCACGCUAGUAUUCAAGGUGUAGCAAAACCGACUAAAUAUUCAACUUUGUGGGAUGAUAACGAUAUGAGCUACGACGAUGUUGAACAGUUGGCUUAUUACCUGUGUCAUCUUUUCUCCAGAUGUAACAGGUCGGUCAGUUACCCGGCCCCAACCUACUACGCCCAUUUAGGAGCAGCUAGAGCAAAGGUUUACAUCGAGAGUGAACAGAUAAAUAUCAACAAUUUACAAAAUGAGCAGCGAAAAUUGAAAAAUGAUAGGAUUAGGAAAGAGAAACCUAUGUUCUUUGUUUAGAUUAGUAGACCUGAAUUAUUGGAGUGGGAAUUUUCAUAUAUUAUUCGCGAAUAAUAACGAAUUGCUUUUUUUCUUUUACUAAUUAUACUAUCGCCUAAUUUGAUAUUCGAUAUUUAUGUAUUGCA
Coccinella septempunctata (seven-spotted ladybird) is the source of this 4174-nucleotide messenger RNA. RefSeq names its product protein argonaute-2-like. NCBI's taxonomy places the organism in Eukaryota, Metazoa, Arthropoda, Insecta, Coleoptera, Coccinellidae. The record is from RefSeq and is a predicted model, not a curated record. The transcript is spliced from 5 exons. Gene Ontology annotation, molecular function: RNA binding; protein binding. Bases 153 to 4049 code for a protein of 1298 amino acids.